UUUCAGGUUCAGUCUUUCGUGUAACCGAACGCUUAUCAGAAUAGUAUCGCGAAUAUGAACUCACGACGAGAAAUCAUAUCAUUUUUCUUCGUAGUUUGUCGUGAUAUUUAAUCAAUUUGCAACUUUUCACUUCUAGUGAUUUUGUCCAGUGGCCGGGUCAGAGUUUAGUGGAAUUUUUAUAAUUUUAUCGCGUGUGACUAAUUUAAUGAGAUUAUUACUGUUCGGCGGAUUACUUAAUAUUUUCGUCUCGUAGUUUCUCGUCAAUUUUAUACGGUCGUGGUUGGGGAUUUUCGCGGUCGAGUACGUCGAAUCGACGAAAUUCAUCGUAUCGUGGGGUGUUGUGCACGUGAGAACAUUUACCUACUUGUUUUGGCACUUGUCGGAAAUGCCGGAAGUGUUGUCUGAGGUACGUGUGCGGUAACGGUAAUAUCGCGCGGAUAGAGAUGUUGCUGCAAAAUGAAAGAUGACUUGGAACGUAACAAGCUGGAGGAAGCUCAGACAUUGCUAUCAGCACCUACGUGGAAUAGAGGCGCAAAUGUCAGUAUUUCUCCAGCGACAGUGAAAAGCUCCAGAACAGGCAAAUACGAUCUAGAGACUCCAGAAUGCCUCGACAACACGUUCAAUCGAUUUGGAAGGUUGAGAUUAGGUGAUAUCAGCCCUAGAAGCCAAGUCAGUGUUAAUACAGUAUUCGAACUAAGCACAACAUCUACCGAAGUCGCUUCUCACCGGAGAGCCAGUAGCACCAGUAUACCAGAUACAUUUAUACCUGCAACGUUGGAUCCGCGGUGUUUAUUACACGAAAGACAUUCUAUAUGGGAGAAUCGAUAUUUGGGCAAGGAGCAUAGAAGGGCCGGUGCCACAUUCCAAGGACGCGUGUACAAUUUUUUGGAACGGCCUUCCGGAUGGAAAUGUUUCAUCUACCACUUUACCGUGUAAGUACUUUAUCAUGUUUUUAUUAAUACUUAAACGUUGAUUCGAGACGAUAAAACGAUGCCGAGAGUAUUGUUUCUCUCUGCGGA
This is a messenger RNA of Planococcus citri (citrus mealybug), 1019 nucleotides long. RefSeq names its product potassium voltage-gated channel subfamily KQT member 1-like. The transcript is spliced from 5 exons. The record is from RefSeq and is a predicted model, not a curated record. The coding region runs from base 457 to 936 and encodes 159 amino acids. NCBI's taxonomy places the organism in Eukaryota, Metazoa, Arthropoda, Insecta, Hemiptera, Pseudococcidae.